AGUACAGCAUCCUUCAGUUUUAGAUCUAAUGUUUUGUUUUGAAUUUGUGUUUGUUGUGUUGCUUGAUCUUUCGCUUAACCUUUGAUUGUCAUAGUUUCUUUCUUCGUAAUAUGUCGUUGCUCACACAAUUCCUCAAAUCAGUCCAGUACAUAAAUAGUUUGUGUGUAAGAGAGUGAUGCGCCAAUCAUCAUAAUUUGUAUAGUUUGUCAACGCAAAGAUUACCGCACUUUGUACUAAACUAGUAAAAUAAAUUGAUAAGAAGAUAAGGCGUAAGAUUAGAAGUAAUAAGUGUAAAUGAAAUAAAUAACAGCAAAACGUUAAUCUAUUGAAUACUCUCCACGUUCAGUAUGGCGUCAAGGAAUAGAAUAUUUGAUUUGUUGCGCACUAUAAAUGUAGCAUCAUGUCAAUGUCCAGCCCAUGGAUACAGAGGUAAUGUUCAUGUGACAAGUGCUACACCAGUAAAAGAUUAUGCAUUUGAAAUGAAAAAUUCAACAAUAAGGUAUGGCUUGGGAGUUACCAGGGAAAUUGGAAUGGAUUUAGUCAAUUUUGGCGCAAAAAAUGUAUGUGUCAUGACAGACUCUAACCUUGUAUCCUUGAGUCCUAUUAAAUCAGUACUAGAAUCUCUAACUAAGAAUGGCAUAAAUUACCAAGUAUAUGAUAAAGUACAUGUUGAGCCUACUGAUACAAGUUUCAAAGAUGCUGUAAGGUUUGCCAAAAAUGGCAAGUUUGACAGUUUUGUAGCUGUGGGUGGUGGUUCUGUGAUGGAUACAUGUAAAGCAGCUAAUUUGUACUACAGUGACCCAGAGGCAGAUUUUCUAGAUUAUGUUAAUGCACCCAUAGGGAGAGGGAAACCUGUUACUGUACAAUUGAAGCCCAUGAUUGCUGUACCGACAACGAGUGGGACAGGUAGUGAAACGACAGGCACCAGUAUAUUCGAUUUCGAGGAGAUACAUGCUAAAACUGGCAUAUCGCACGCUGCGCUGCGGCCACAUCUUGCCAUAAUAGAUCCCCUCCACACUUUGACAUUGCCACAGACUGUGUCCAACUAUUCUGGUUUUGAUGUUUUUUGCCAUGCUCUUGAAAGUUUCACUGCUAUUCCGUACAAUGAGAGAGGUCCAGCACCAUCAAAUCCCGCUUUAAGACCAACAUAUCAAGGAAGCAAUCCUAUAUCAGAUGUUUGGGCGAGGUUUUGUUUACAGGUUAUACAAAAGUAUUUCACCAGAUCUGUAUAUAAAGGUGAUGAUAUAGAAGCCCGUUCUAGCAUGCAUUUGGCUUCAACGAUGGCAGGAGUGGGCAUAGGCAAUGCGGGUGUGCAUCUAUGCCAUGGUCUUGCGUAUCCCAUUGCGGGUAACGUGAAAACAUUUGUAGCUAAAGACUAUGGUACUGAGCCUAUAAUACCCCACGGGUUAUCAGUAGUAGUGACUGCGCCAGCUGUGUUCCGUUUCACGGCAGCCAGUGACCCUGAGAAACAUCUAGAAGCUGCCAAUCUUCUCGGCGCAAACACAACAGGCAAGAAACUUGCGGACGCGGGUGCGGUAUUAUCUGACGUAAUACUUAAAUACAUGGAUGCUAUGAAAAUUGAGAAUGGUCUCAGUGAGCUUGGGUAUUCUAGUGAUGACGUACCGAAUUUAGUUAAGGGAGCUUUACCACAGCAACGACUUCUGCAGUUAACUCCUUUGCCGCAAUCAGAAGAAGACUUAACUAAACUACUGGAAGAUUCCUUGACUGUAUAUUGAGGUAUGAAUACGGAGACUGAAAGGAAAUAUUGAGUCAGAUUCGAAGGUAGCAUAAGGAUAUAUUUUGGAUAUUUUACAUCAAUAUAUUUUGUAGAUAAAUAGGAAAUAAGAAAUGUAUUGAUAUAUAAGUAUCAAUAUUUUGUUUACAUUUACAUGUACAUUUAGUAUAGACUUUGUUACUUGUUAUAAUCGCAAUAAAUAUUAUUUUAUGU
This is a messenger RNA of Diatraea saccharalis (sugarcane borer), 1948 nucleotides long. NCBI's taxonomy places the organism in Eukaryota, Metazoa, Arthropoda, Insecta, Lepidoptera, Crambidae. The record is from the annotation of a GenBank genome assembly.